AUGUAUUCUCCCAACGAAGGCUGCCUCGACCUCGGAUAUGGGUCUCCGCCCAGAGCUGGUGCCGACUACCGUAAUUUCAUCACGACUCACCCCCAGCUGCUGUCUGUUCCUCGCCCACUUACUGCGGGCAUCGCCGGUCCCAGGUCCGAGAUACUACAACUGAACGGCUGCAACCGUGGCCUCCAGCAGGGCUACUACCCAGGCGAGCUAUCGGACGGGCCUGACUGCCGAUUCCCGUUGCCCUUCGCAGUUAGCGAAGCCAGCGCGGCCAAUGCCUCGGACUCAAGCGAUCUGCAUAUUGAUGCCAUUCAGGAGGAACAAGCCACUCCAUGGGGCAGCUCUAAGCCAAUCGAGAGGGCGAACUCCGCCCGCAGCUCUGUCGGUUCGUUGGAUGACGACAUGGAAUGGGCCAUCGACUUGGGCUGGAUAACCUCCGAAGCCGGAACCCCCUCUCAGUUCCUCGAAUCGUCCGUCACGACCGUCGUCGACGACUUGGAAAAGCCAAUCAGUUACAAGGCGGCCUCUCAGAUAGUUUCCCCCGCGAAUACACAGCAGCCGACUGACAUCGUCCUCGCCAACGACACAAAAUCUGAGUCUAGCGCAGGUGUCACGGCACCGCUGUCGCCGUCUUCCCCGGGGAGGCCUAGAAUAAGCGCAUCUUCACAGUCUCUCUACGGGCUGCGCGACACUGUCUGCCGUUUGCUCGGCAACCAUCAACAAGAUAUUGCUCGUGCUCUGUCCGUCUCUGAAGAUAAGACGCCAAACGCUAGCAGGACCGCGAACCCAGUGCCGGCUGGCGAGUCGGAUUCAUAUGACGGCUCUUGGUGGAUGCUCGAAAGUGACGCGGCUUUACAAGCGUAUAUUGCAGGUUAG
This is a messenger RNA of Colletotrichum chrysophilum, 873 nucleotides long. RefSeq lists its product as uncharacterized. NCBI's taxonomy places the organism in Eukaryota, Fungi, Ascomycota, Sordariomycetes, Glomerellales, Glomerellaceae. The transcript has a single exon. Bases 1 to 873 code for a protein of 290 amino acids. The record is from RefSeq and is a predicted model, not a curated record.